AUGGGGUUAGGACUCUUCAUAUCUUUCUUAGCAAUGGUUGUUUCCGCAAUUGUUGAGCAUUACAGAAGGAGAACCGCCAUAAGCCAAGGACUUAAAGACAAUGCAACUGCUCAGACCCCGUCUCAAGAUUUUAGAAGACCUAUUAACAUCUCAGCCAUGUGGCUUGUGCCACAGUAUGUGUUACUCGAUUUAGCAGAGGCUUUAACUGGGAUAGGACAGACAGAGUUUUUCUAUACCGAGUUUCCUAAAAGCAUGUCGAGCAUAGCUGCUGCGUUGUUUGGUCUAGGAAUGGCUGUGGCUAAUAUAUUGGCUAGUGUGAUACUUAAUGUAGUGAAGAAUAGCUCAAAGAAAGGUGGAGUGAGCUGGAUUGAAGAUAAUAUCAACAAGGGUCACUAUGAUUAUUACUAUUGGGUUUUAGCGGUCUUGAGCUUUGUUAAUAUUAUAUAUUACGUGGCGUGUAGCUUGUCGUAUGGUCCAACGGUGGAUGAGGUGAGGACUGAUAAGGUUAAUGGUGUGAGAGAGGAGGAACAAGAAGAAGUUGUUAAAAUAAAUUAA
Eruca vesicaria subsp. sativa (arugula) is the source of this 555-nucleotide messenger RNA. Lineage: Eukaryota; Viridiplantae; Streptophyta; Magnoliopsida; Brassicales; Brassicaceae. The record is from the annotation of a GenBank genome assembly.